Molecule: messenger RNA, 1729 nt
Organism: Triticum dicoccoides
Lineage: Eukaryota; Viridiplantae; Streptophyta; Magnoliopsida; Poales; Poaceae
Product: 40S ribosomal protein S20-like
Exons: 5
Coding region: 1106-1486 (126 amino acids)
Biological process (GO): translation
Cellular component (GO): ribosome; small ribosomal subunit
Molecular function (GO): structural constituent of ribosome
Source: RefSeq, a predicted model, not a curated record
GCGACGCCUUAUCUUCCUCCCCCUCGUUCCCCACCGCUGAAAUCUUAUCCUCUCGACCUCUCGCCCCGUUUCUUCCUCUUUUCCCCCUCCCUCUCACUUUCCUCUUCUUCAUUCGCUAGGCAACUGUGUCGACGGGAGACGAUGCACGGCAGUGUGUCUUGCUACGAGAAGCUUCCGUCGUCCGGGCGCGCUCCGAUGCUGCCGGAGGAGGCGCUGUCGUGCUCGCCUGCGCGCGCAAGCUGCGGGUUUUUUGCAAGGCAGGGGCUCGCUGCUGCUAGCCCGCACGAGCUGGCUCCAAGGGCCAGGCGCUACAACUUGAGGAGCUCGAAGCCGACUACCUGUUGUGGCUCUCCGGAGUUACUCAUGCGACGUGGGAAGGAAGUCGCCAUGGAACAACCCCGCCGCCUUGGAGCUCGCCCCGCCUCCGGCCCACCACCUCUCCGUCGGCCUCGUGCUCCUCCGCCUCGAUCCGUCCGCCCCGCCGCUGGAUCCACGUCGGAUCAGCCGUAUCCGCCGCCCAGACCACCAACCAAGAGUCGCAUCUUGCGUGUCGUGCGGUCGGGAGGAGGACGACCGAGAGGAGCGCCCAUUCAUCCGCCGCCUUGGAGCUCGCCCUUCCUUCGGGCCGCCACCUCCCCGUCGGCCUCGAUCCGUCCGCCCCGCCGCCCAGACCACCAACCAAGCGGCGCCUCUUGCCUGUCCUGUGGUCGCAGGUCGAAUAAUAAAAACUGCAGGGUCCUUUAUGUUAAAAUGAAUCGUUUUUUCGGAUUAGCCACUUAAAAAUAGGACCGCGGGUUGAAUUCUCAAAAACAGAUGGACUUUUAUGCAAAAUCGCUAGCGACGACGACGGACGACAGAAACCCAUGGACUUUUAUUAUUAGUCUGUACUGCGUCUGUGAGUUGCUUGCUUCUCCCGGGACCGAGCUCCAAUCGACCGGUCGGAUCCCCCAGGCCAGCAGAUCGAACGGCUGCCCUUCCCCGCCUCCGGCCUGCACAUACAUAAGCUCAGCGCCGCCGCCUCCCUCUCCUACCGGCGCGCGAAAUCUAGAUAGCUAGCAACGUUGCGGCCUCCUCCAGUACUCCUCUCCUUCAAUCAGCAAAAGCCAUGGCGACCGAGCCGGCGUACACGCUGCCGAUAAAGUCCGGCAAGGCGGGCUUCGAGGGCUCGCAGGAUGUGCUGCACAGGGUCCGCAUCACCCUCUCCUCCACGAGCGUCAAGAACAUCGAGAAGGUGUGCUCCGAGCUGGUGAAGCGCGCCAAGGAGCAGCCGCUCAGGGUCAGGGGGCCCGUCAGGAUGCCCACCAAGGUGCUCAACAUCACCACCAGGAAGUCCCCCUGUGGAGAAGGUACCAACACCUGGGAUCGGUUUGAGAUGCGGGUGCACAAGAGGGUGAUCGACAUCAUCAGCUCCCCAGACAUCAUCAAGCGGAUCACCUCCAUCACCCUCGAGCCCGGCGUCGAGGUCGAGGUGACCAUCAGCCAGUAGUCAACCCUCAUGCUACCCUACCACAACAGCGCCAUCUUUAAUCUGUUGUUACAAUGGGUGGAGAGACACCAGUGAACCAAGACGUUUUCUUUGAGACUUUGUAGUAUGAGAAGUAGUUUUUGUAUGGCUAGGUUUUUGUUAUCAUGAUUCAUAGUACCUAUACUAUUGAUUAAGUUAUCGUCUUGGAUUUUGUGUAUUUCCGUAGAGUGCACGUCGUUAUUUCAGCAUCUCCAGAAUUUGGUA